AUGGCCUGCGAGAAUCUCUCACCAUCCUCAACAGAUAAUGAUUUUAUUAUUGACAUAUCUUCAUCAGCAACAAAGAGAAACGAAAAAGAACAGUUGAAAUUAAAAUUUCAUUUGGCAAUUAUUGAUGAUAUCGAUAAAAAUAACAUCAAAGAAACGAAAGAAAAGGCUAAUAAAAUAAAAAUUUUAUUGAGCAAGCGAAUUGAUAGAUUUACUGUUACUGCACAUGGGAUAACUAAAACACAUUUAGCUAGCUGGUGGUCAAACUUUGGUUUUGCUAAAGAAAAUAUAUCAGGUGAAACAUCCUUUGUUUCAAAUUUUAUAUCAUGUCAACAGUGUUUUACAACAUUUCGUUAUGGUUUAUCAUCAACAGAAUCUAUUGCACGUCAUCAAUGUCAUGGAUUAACAUCAUCAUGUAAUUCAGCUUCUAAUGAUUAUUCACAUACAUUAGACAAACAUGUUAUUAAAAGUAAAACGUCUUUCCGACCAUCGAAACAACAAUAUCUUACUAAAUUAUUUUCUACUUGGAUAUCUGAUAAUUUAAGUCCUAUUUCAAUUGUUGAAGAUUCAGGUCUUCGAGAAAUUUGCUUUCAUUUUUAUGAUUUAGGAGCAAAAUAUAUUGGUCCCACAAUGGAUUUACAAACUCUCUUCCAAUCUCGGCAAACAAUUUCGCGAUCUAUUUCAGAUCAAGCUGAACUUUAUCGACAAGAAUUAAUUGAACUUAUUAGGGAGCCAAUCAAAAAGCAAUCAUUGACUCUUUCACCUGACAUGUGGCUCGAUCGCUACCGCCAGUUGUCGUAUUUAGGAGUCACAGUAACUUUUGUUGAUGCCAAUCUCCAGUUUCGAAAAUUUACCUUGUGUUGUCGAAGUUUUCCAAUUGAUUUAGGUAAAACAGGUGAAAAUAUAUCACGGAUUACUAAUAGUUUUCGCGGUCAUCAUUUUCAAUUUGUUCUUGAUUUGAUAUUAUACGAUACAUGUCCAUUUCUACGUCAUGCAAUUACAUAUGUUCCAUGUCUUCAGAAACUUGCGAUACAAUAUGAAAAAUUAGUGACUGUUACGAACAAAUGUACAAAUGAUGCAACACAACUCGAUUGUAAUCAAUCCGAACAAACAAAAUAUUUAAUGAAGUACUUCUCUAUUUUCUUUGUUUGA
Messenger RNA from Rotaria sp. Silwood2, 1149 nucleotides. Lineage: Eukaryota; Metazoa; Rotifera; Eurotatoria; Philodinida; Philodinidae. The record is from the annotation of a GenBank genome assembly.